AUCCGCUUUAGUUUUCCCUCUUUUUUAUAGUACUUCGUAGGAAGAGGUUUCGAAAUGGGCCGCCGACCUGCUAGAUGCUACCGUUAUUGCAAAAACAAGCCCUAUCCUAAGUCCCGGUUCUGCCGUGGUGUUCCGGAUCCAAAAAUUCGUAUAUUUGACUUGGGAAGAAAGAAAGCCACUGUUGAAGAUUUUCCACUUUGCGUUCAUUUGGUUUCUGAUGAAUAUGAGCAGCUAAGCAGUGAGGCUUUGGAAGCUGGUCGUAUUUGUUGCAACAAGUAUUUGGUAAAAUACUGCGGAAAGGAUCAGUUCCACAUUAGAAUGCGCCUGCAUCCAUUCCACGUCAUUCGUAUAAAUAAAAUGUUGUCGUGUGCUGGAGCGGAUAGACUCCAAACUGGAAUGAGGGGUGCGUUUGGCAAGCCACAGGGCACUGUAGCUCGCGUUCGUAUUGGACAGCCUAUCAUGUCUGUCCGCUCAAGCGAUCGUUACAAGGCUCAAGUCGUUGAAGCUUUACGUCGUGCUAAGUUCAAGUUUCCUGGUCGUCAAAAGAUCUAUGUCUCCAAGAAGUGGGGCUUUACUAAGUAUGACCGAGAGCGUUAUGAGGAACUCCGAGAUGAUAACCGUCUUGAACAAGAUGGUUGCAAUGUCAAAUAUCGCCCAGAGCAUGGUCCGAUGGCUGCUUGGGAAAAAAGUCAGCGUGAUGUGUAUGCUUAAAUAUACUUUAAUUGGUUGGAAAAGUAUGUAAUACGAAAGCAAAUACACAAAAAUAUAACCAGCUGAAUCCGUUCAAUCUAAA
Messenger RNA from Drosophila serrata, 793 nucleotides. It is a transcript of the gene RpL10, whose product is annotated as ribosomal protein L10. The record is from RefSeq and is a predicted model, not a curated record. Gene Ontology annotation, cellular component: ribosome. Gene Ontology annotation, biological process: translation. Gene Ontology annotation, molecular function: structural constituent of ribosome. NCBI's taxonomy places the organism in Eukaryota, Metazoa, Arthropoda, Insecta, Diptera, Drosophilidae.